Molecule: messenger RNA, 3280 nt
Organism: Arabidopsis arenosa
Lineage: Eukaryota; Viridiplantae; Streptophyta; Magnoliopsida; Brassicales; Brassicaceae
Source: the annotation of a GenBank genome assembly
GAAGCAACUUUUGUAGCUUUCUUCGUUUAGGAAUUAUCUAAUUAAACAUGACGACGAAGCUAUCGAGCUUCUGUUUCUUGACCCAUGGAUUAGCGGGAAUCUCUUGCGAGAGAGAACAUGGAAGUUCUCGUCGAUUUUUCUAUCUCCCUUCUCGUCGAUUGGUUUCUACUUCUUGUAAAAUGCGACAACAACGUGGUUUCUAGUGAGUGCUUUUUUUGUCAAUUUCACUCGAUUGCUGUGUUGAUUUUUGAGAACUCUAGUAAAAGACAGGAAAUCAAGAAAGGCUCCCCUAAACCGAUCCUAUCGAUAACUUCAGGUCUUGAGUGCAACAACGAUGAGGAAUCUGAUCCGGAGAAUGGUUCUGCGGACAGUGCGCCGAGUCUUAAGUCAGAUGCAGAAAAGGAUAAUAGUAUUCAUGGCACCAUAGAUUUGAAUCAUGCUGAUGAGAAUCUUGAAAAGAAAGAUGAUGUACAAACAAUUGAAGUAACUCGGCGCAAGAAUAAACCUGCAAAGAAGAAGGAUGAGAAUAUUGAUGAUGGGCAGAAUUUAAGUAAUAUAACUGUGCCUGAGGUUGCAAAAGCUUUGUCCCUUAACAAAAGUGAAGGCGAGCAGAUUUCAGAUGGACAGUUUGGGGAACUAAUGACAAUGAUAAGAAAUGCAGAAAAAAAUAUUCUUCGGCUUGAUCAAGCACGGGCCACUGCUCUUGAUGACCUUAACAAGAUUCUAAGUGAAAAGGAAGCUUUGCAGGGAGAAAUCAAUGUCUUGGAAAUGAAAUUGUCUGAGACUGAUGAAAGGAUUAAAACUGCUGGUCAAGAGAAAGUACAUGUAGAGCUUCUGGAAGAACAGUUAGAGAAGCUUCGUCAUGAAAUGAUCUCCCCUAUAGAAAGUGAUGGUUAUGCUCUAGCUCUUAGCAAAGAGCUCGAAACAUUGAAGAUGGAGAAUCUCUCUUUGAGAAACGAUAUAGAAAUGCUUAAGUCAGAACUUGACAGUGUUAAAAAUACUGGUGAACGUGUGGUUGUGUUGGAAAAGGAGUGCUCAGGUUUGGAAACUUCUGUAAAGGAUUUGGAGUCUAAGUUAUCGGCUUCUCAGGAAGAUGUCUCGAAGGUUUCUACUCUUAAAACCGAAUUCACUGAUCUAUGGGCGAAGGCAGAGAAUCUACAGCUGUUGUUAGAUAGAGCUACCAAACAAGCAGAGCAAGCAGUUAUAGUGUUACAGCAGAAUCAAGAUCUCAGAAAUAAGGUUGAUAAAAUCGAGGAAUCACUUAAAGAGGCCAAUGUUUAUAAAGAAUCUUCAGAAAAAAUUCAGCAGUACAAUGAGCUAAUGCAACAUAAGGUGACAUUACUCGAGGAGCGGCUUGAAAAGUCUGAUGCAGAGAUAUUCUCAUAUGUCCAGUUAUAUCAAGAAUCGAUAAAAGAAUUCCAGGAAACACUUGAAAGUUUGAAGGAAGAAAGCAAGAAAAAAUCAAGAGAUGAACCGGUUGAUGAUAUGCCUUGGGAUUAUUGGAGUCGGUUACUUUUAACUGUUGAUGGAUGGCUGCUUGAGAAGAAAAUAGCAAGCAACGAUGCUGACUUACUGAGAGACAUGGUAUGGAAGAAAGAUAGAAGAAUUCAUGAUACGUAUCUUGCCGUCAAAGAUAAGAAUGAACGUGAUGCCAUAUCUGCAUUUCUCAAGCUUGUGUCAUCUCCAACAAGUUCAGGAUUGUAUGUCGUUCACAUUGCAGCUGAGAUGGCACCUGUAGCUAAGGUGGGAGGUUUGGGAGAUGUUGUGGCAGGUCUUGGUAAGGCAUUGCAAAGAAGAGGUCAUCUGGUAGAGAUUAUUCUCCCCAAAUAUGACUGUAUGCAGUAUGACCGUGUCCGUGACUUAAGGGCUUUGGAUACUGUUGUGGAGUCAUAUUUUGAUGGGAAGUUAUAUAAAAACAAAAUCUGGAUUGGCACUGUUGAAGGUUUGCCUGUACAUUUCAUUGAACCUCAACAUCCAAGCAAAUUCUUCUGGAGAGGACAGUUUUACGGAGAGCAAGAUGAUUUCAGACGCUUCUCGUAUUUUAGCCGAGCUGCAUUAGAGUUGCUUCUUCAGUCCGGCAAAAAACCCGACAUCAUACAUUGUCAUGACUGGCAAACAGCUUUUGUUGCGCCACUGUAUUGGGAUCUGUAUGCUCCAAAGGGAUUAGAUUCUGCCAGAAUAUGCUUUACAUGUCACAAUUUUGAGUAUCAAGGUACCGCGUCUGCUUCAGAAUUGGGAUCUUGUGGGCUUGAUGUUAACCAGUUAAAUAGACCAGACAGAAUGCAGGAUCACUCGUCUGGAGAUAGAGUCAACCCUGUUAAGGGUGCUAUAAUUUUCUCAAAUAUUGUAACAACCGUGUCCCCUACUUAUGCACAAGAAGUUCGAACAUCUGAGGGAGGAAAAGGACUCCAUUCAACACUCAAUUUUCACUCCAAGAAAUUCAUUGGAAUCCUCAACGGCAUUGACACGGAUUCAUGGAAUCCUGCCACCGACCCUUUCCUCAAGGCCCAGUUUAACGCUAAAGAUCUACAAGGGAAAGAAGAAAACAAAUACGCCCUUAGAAAGCAGCUUGGACUUUCUUCAGCCGAGUCAAGACGGCCACUGGUUGGUUGCAUAACAAGAUUAGUACCACAGAAAGGAGUUCAUCUAAUCAGACAUGCCAUAUACAGAACAUUAGAGUUAGGUGGACAGUUUGUACUUCUUGGUUCUAGCCCGGUUCCACAUAUUCAGAGGGAAUUUGAAGGUAUUGAACAACAGUUUAAAAGCCAUGAUCAUGUCCGGUUGUUACUGAAGUACGAUGAAGCUCUGUCUCAUACGAUUUACGCAGCAUCUGAUAUGUUCAUCAUUCCUUCAAUUUUCGAGCCUUGUGGGCUUACACAGAUGAUCGCUAUGAGAUAUGGCUCCAUUCCAAUUGCGCGAAAAACUGGAGGUUUAAACGACAGUGUCUUCGACAUCGAUGAUGAUACAAUACCAACACAGUUUCAAAAUGGAUUUACAUUUCAAACCGCGGACGAACAGGGUUUCAAUUAUGCAUUGGAGCGAGCAUUUAAUCACUACAAGAAAGAUGAAGAGAAAUGGAUGAGACUUGUAGAGAAAGUGAUGAGUAUAGAUUUCAGUUGGGGAUCAUCGGCUACACAGUACGAAGAACUCUACACAAGAUCAGUGUCCAGAGCCAGAGCUGUUCCUAAAUCCUAACCGCACGUGAGUGUCACAUGGCUCCUAGAGAUUCUUUCUUGUAACACAUAACUUUACUUGUUCAUAAUAGAAAAUCUUUUGGGAG